Molecule: messenger RNA, 1469 nt
Organism: Gilbertella persicaria
Lineage: Eukaryota; Fungi; Mucoromycota; Mucoromycetes; Mucorales; Choanephoraceae
Product: alkaline-phosphatase-like protein
Exons: 3
Coding region: 375-1235 (286 amino acids)
Biological process (GO): nucleoside triphosphate metabolic process
Molecular function (GO): ribonucleoside triphosphate phosphatase activity; nucleoside triphosphate diphosphatase activity
Source: RefSeq, a predicted model, not a curated record
UACGCCUGUGCUUGAUAGACUAGGUAAAUAUAAAAAAAAAGCAGUAAAUUAUUGUCCAUCUCACAUCAGGAAAAAAAAUAGCUAAUGAGGGUAUCAGAGCAGAAUACAUGACACCUUCAUUUCCGCCAAUUACUUUCCCUAAUCAUUGGUCUUUGGUUACAGGCUUAUACCCAGAAGCACAUGGUGUUGUAGGCAAUUACUUUUAUGAUGCUUCUUAUAACGAUAGUUUUUAUUACAAAAGCCCUGAACACAGUUGGGAUGAAAAAUGGUGGGGUGGUGAGCCUGUAAGAAUAAGAAAAAAAUAGCAGAAAUUUAUGUAUGUAUUUUAGAUCUGGAUUACAGCUGUACGACAAGGGAAAAAGUCAGGUGUGAUUAUGUGGCCUGGUUGCAGUACAGAAUUUAACAAGAUGCGUCCUAGCUAUACUGUUCCUUAUAGUGACUAUGUGACAUUUGAUGAAAAAGUCAACCAAGUGUUUGAUUGGUUUGAUUUACCACUUGAAGACAGGCCUCAGUUUAUAGGUUUGUAUGUGCCUCAAAUUGACCAAGCAGGACAUGCUUAUGGCCCUUAUGCAAAUGAGACAAUCACACAAUUAAGAUUAGCUGAUAAAAGUAUCGGACGAUUACUUGAAGGUUUAGAAGAACGAAACUUGACUGAUAUUGUGAAUGUCAUGAUUGUCAGUGAUCAUGGCAUGUCAGAAUCAGAUAAAUCUCGCUUGAUUUACUAUGACGAUGUCUUGACACCAGAAGAAUUGGACUUGAUUUGGCGCAUUGAAGCAGAACCUACUUUGGGUAUUCGUAUUCGACCCGAAUUAGAUGAGGCCACCAGUGUUGAGAUUCUGUAUCAAGCCUUCAAGCGAUUAUACAAUUCACUCGAAACACCUCAUUUUGAAGUCUAUAAACGUGAGGACUUUCCUAGUCGAUUCCAUUUCCGAGAUAAUAUUCGUAUUCCUCCUUUGCUUGUCUUGCCUGAUCCUGGAUGGAAUUUUGUCACGCACAAACAGUUUGAUCCUCAUCAGGGUGUUAGUUAUCAACCAAGAGGAGUACAUGGCUAUGAUAAUUUAUCGCCAGAGUCAAGAGCCAUCUUUGUUGCUCGAGGACCAUCACUUCCAAACGGUGGUCAAACCGUAUCGCCUUUCUGGAACGUAGAACUCUAUAAUGUGAUGGCACGGAUUUUAAACUUGAAACCUACCAGCAACAAUAAUACCUUAAAUGGUGUGCUUGAAUUAGAACAAUAAACAGUAAUCACGGCCCUUUUUUUUCUUCUCGUCAGACACCAUCUGGUACCAUCAAACAACAACAUGCGUUAGAUAUGGGACUAUAAACUAAAAAAGUAUAUAGUGUUUGUGCAUCUCAAUAUGACCAUUUUGAGUCUAUAAACAAUAAAUAUUACUGUUGUAAUCUUUUUUGUUCUGUAUAUAAAAAGCCUUUUUUUUCUAUUCUUUUUGUUGCUUCCUUCACUUGCUUAUCAC